Messenger RNA from Corylus avellana, 645 nucleotides. RefSeq lists its product as uncharacterized. The record is from RefSeq and is a predicted model, not a curated record. Lineage: Eukaryota; Viridiplantae; Streptophyta; Magnoliopsida; Fagales; Betulaceae.
AUGAUUGCACGACAUAUUCAAAGAGAUAUAGCAAAUGCUGCAGCAAAUGAAAUUCUAGAUGCUAUUCUUAAAGAUAUUGGAGACUCGUCAUUUGCUAUCCUAGUUGAUAAAUCUCGUGAUAUAUCUGUUAAAGAACAAUUGCCAAUUGUGUUGCGUUAUGUAGAUAAGCUGGGCCAUGCAAUUGAACGUUUUUUAGGCAUUACACAUGUUCGCAAUAUCACAACUGUAGAAUUGAAGAAGACAAUUGAUUCAGUGCUUAGCAGGCAUAAUUUAAGUAUUAGCAGAUUUGAAGGACAAGGAUACGAUGGAGUUAGCAAUGUGCGAGAUGACUUGUUUGCGUCUUUUAAGAAGGAAAAAUUGCUUCGUCUUGCUAAAUUAUAUCCGAAUGAUUUUUCAGCAGUUCAACUUAUCACUUUAGACAACCAACUUGAAACAUAUAUCUUUGAUAUGCGUUCUAGUGAUGAAUUUGCAACACUCAAAGAGAUUGGACAACUUGCUGAGAAAUUGGUAGAGACGAAAAAGGAUGUCGUAUAUCCCUUGGUUUAUUCAUUGGUAACAUUGUCAUUGAUUCUGCCAGUUGCGACAACAACUGUUGAGAGAGCAUUUUCAGUAAUGAAUAUUGUUAAAAACCAUUUACGUAACUGA